Molecule: messenger RNA, 845 nt
Organism: Oppia nitens
Lineage: Eukaryota; Metazoa; Arthropoda; Arachnida; Sarcoptiformes; Oppiidae
Gene: Mlc1
Product: myosin light chain 1-like
Exons: 6
Coding region: 149-625 (158 amino acids)
Cellular component (GO): muscle myosin complex
Source: RefSeq, a predicted model, not a curated record
AUUACUCCAAGAAUUGUCAAUUCAAUCCAUUCUUUCUGUUCAUAAGUUCUCAAAACGAUAGUUGGUUUCAGAGAUCUCAAAGUCUGAAUUGUUUUCAUCCAUUAUUUUAGUGUAUUUGUCUUUAGUAUCUAUUCAUUAAAACUAUAAAAUGGCAGACUUGAAACCACCGGAAGUUGAAAAGGCCAGAUUACACUUUGAUAUUUAUGACUUCGAAGGAGAAUCUAAAGUAGAUUAUGUAAAUUUGGGUGAUUUGUUGAGAUCACUGGAUCUGAGACCAACUCAGGCCAUGAUUGAAAAGGGUGGCGGAACCAAAAAAAAAGGAGAAAAAACGAUGAGUUUCGAAGAAUUUCUUCCAAUCUAUAGUCAGAUAAAGAAAGAGAAAGAAGUCGGAGCUUUUGAGGAUUUUAUGGAGGGAUUGAAAGUAUACGAUAAGUUAGAGAACGGUACGAUGUUGGCCGGGGAGUUGGCACAUGUAUUGUUAUCAUUAGGUGAGAAGUUAAAUGAUCCCGAAGUUGAAGACAUCAUGAAAGCCUGUGCCGGACAGGAAGAUGAAGACGGCUUUAUUAAAUACGAGGCAUUUAUCAGGAACGUUAUGGCCGGUCCAUUCCCUGAAGAAGCCAAAUAAAUUACCAACAAAUAUAUUUAAUAUUAUCCCAAAAACAUAAUAUAUAUUUCCAUUAAUUUGAUAACAACAUAAAUUUUAUUUAAAUCAAAUUCAAUUUACAGGAUAUUUAAAACAUUUUUCAAUGUUUAAAUUGAUUUAAAGCCAUUUUAAAUACUAAAGUUAAAGUUUAGAGUUGAAAACCUUAAAAAUAUUUUCUGUAUAACAACUAUACAUUCAGAGA